AAGCCGUCGAAGCGACGGCGGCGCGGCCGGGCUAGCUGUAGAAGAUACGCGAUCGCGCGCACACACACACACGCGCGCGCCUGCAGCGCGGGUUGUACGCUGUUUCGCUGCGUCUCGUCGAGCCUUCCGUCCGCGCCGGCGAAGCAGCGGAGGACGGGGAAGGAUACGAUCGUACGACCACGACACGGCGCCGGCAGUGUAACCUUCAUCGGCUCGCUUCCCGGGCGACUACGACUACGACGGAGCGGUUGCGGGUAUAGCCAGUAAAGCUGGCUGCCGGCUGACGGGAAAUCCACACCGACAAGCUCCGGCGUUCCGUGGAUCAAGGAUUACAGGAGUAUCGUCGGGACAACGACCUGCCUUAAGCGGUACAGAAGAAAAAGCUUCUUCAAAGCGCGCCUUAUAGCACACCGGAAGAACCACUAAAGGUGUAGUUGGCCUGCAGUGCAUCUUCAAGAACCGCUGAACAAGUCUGCUAUAGUUACAGCACUGCGACCUCCUCAAGUGCACCAGGGUCGUUCAAGGUUUGUCCCCGUAGGCCGUAGGCAAGUGGAGAAAGGAAUCAAUUAACUCAAGAGGCGCACCCCGAGCACGAAGGUAAACAAGUCUCACCGGUUGCAAGGCUUCUUUCAAGACCGCAGACAAGUCGAGUCACCUUCGAACGCCGUCUGAACGCGGACUUGGGACCACCUAAGGGCUACUCCCGCUAAGGGUAUCCCUCUGUUGUUCUGCUUGUCAAGAAGAGAGGUCUCGCCGUUACGUCUAAGGGUGACACAGGCCGUUCCGGUUGUCCGUCCUUCGCUCGGUGAGUUCAGCCGGUGCGCCCCAGUUCUGACGGCCCCGGAGGGCGUUUUCGCGGCACGACGCGUGAAAAAGUGGAUGCUUCCGACCUUGUUCGGCGAAGUACGGCGCUGCGACUACUGGUCCGAACACGAGGCCGUCCACCGCGACAACUGGGCUUCAAGCGAGUACUCCUGGCUCGUCUGUAAACAGAUAAAAUGCUGCAUAUGCUGAAGGGUCACCGGCUGCCCUGCCUGAAGGCCGUCCUAUCUCGCUGCUCCUCUGAGCUGCGCUCUGCGAGGUACAAGACAAUCGCCAUCCGGCGCGAAGAUGCGUCGCUCUGGGAACGUCGUGCCCCCCUGGCACCCCACCACGUGCGAGCGCUCGCCAAGAAUGGCGUCAAGGUCUACGUGCAGCCUUCCAACAGGAGGGCCUACCCGAUUCAGGCUUACGUCAACGCCGGCGCGGAGGUUCGCGAGGACAUCAGCGACGUGCCGGUCAUCAUCGGCGUCAAGCAGGUGCCCAUCGACCAGCUGCACCCGAACAAGACGUACGUGUUCUUCUCGCACACCAUCAAGGCACAGGAGGCCAACAUGCCCAUGCUGGACGUCAUCCUGGAGCGAAACAUCCGCCUCAUCGACUACGAGCGCAUGUGUGACGAGAACGGGUCGCGCGUGGUGGCCUUCGGCAAGUACGCCGGAAAGGCCGGCAUGAUCAACAUCCUUCACGGACUCGGCCUGCGACUGCUCGCCCUGGGUCAUCACACGCCGUUCAUGCACAUUGGCCCGGCCCACAACUACCGCAACAGCGGCAUGGCCAAGCAAGCCGUGCGCGAUGCCGGCUACGAGAUUGCGCUCGCCAUGAUGCCCCGGUCCAUCGGGCCGCUCACGUUCGUCUUCACCGGAUCCGGAAACGUCUCGCAGGGUGCGCAAGAUAUCUUCGAAUCCCUUCCCUGCGAGUGGGUCGAUCCGAGAGACCUACGUGAAGUGUGCGAGCAAGGCACCAUCACCAAGGUCUACGGCGCCGUGGUGAGCAGGGACGACCAUUACCGAAGGAUCGAGGAUGACCACUAUGAUCCCGAAGAGUGCGACCAGUUCCCCGAGCGCUAUUACUCCACCUUUUCCAAGGACAUCGCGCCAUACGCGUCGGUGAUCGUGAACGGCAUCUACUGGGCGGUCAACUCUCCCAAGUUGCUGACCAUUCCGGACGCCAAGCGGCUCCUGCAGCCCACCAACACUCCGUGGCUCCCGAGCAGCGCCGGCGGACCGUCUCUGCCUCACCGGCUGCUCGCCAUAUGCGACAUCAGCGCCGACCCCGGUGGCUCCAUUGAGUUCAUGAACGAGUGCACCACCAUCGACGCGCCUUUCUGUCUCUACGACGCCGACCAGCACAAGAACACCGAGAGCUUCGCGGGCCCCGGCGUUCUCGUGUGCUCCAUUGACAACAUGCCGACACAGCUGCCUCUGGAAGCGACCGACUACUUCGGGAAGCUGCUCAUGCCCUACAUCAACGACAUCAUUGCCUCCGACGCGACAAAGCCCCUGUCUCAACACCGAAUGUCGCCUGUCGUCGAAGGGGCUGUCAUCGCCAGCAACGGAAAAUUGACGCCCAGCUACGAGUACAUAGAGGAUCUGCGCAACACAUCGAGGUCUAUGAAGAAGGCGCAGAGUGCCACGGCUGCGAAGAUGAAGAAGGUGCUGGUGCUCGGCGCGGGCUACGUGUCUGCGCCUCUGGUCGAGUACCUGACGAGGGACGACUCCGUGCACGUCGUCAUCGGAACGGCAUUCCAGAAGGAAGGCGAGGCUCUGGCCAUCAAGUCACCGAACACCGAGUCCGUGGUCAUCGACGUGACGAAGACACCGGACGCGAUACAGAACCUCAUCAAGGACGCCGAUUUAGUGGUCAGGUACACCACGCCCCCAGGCUGCGUCCGCAGCUGCCGUAUGUGCACGGGCUUUCGGACAGCAGUUCUUUUUCAGCCGCCAUACCAGGCGGUCCGUAAUCAUUUCCGCUUGCUGCCUUACCCGCUGCACCCUACGAUAGCGCAAUACUGCAUCGCGCACAAGACAAACAUGGUGACCGCCAGCUACCUCACCCCGGAGAUGAAAGAACUGCACAGCGCAGCCGCUGACGCGAACAUCACGGUUAUGAACGAAGUCGGUCUCGACCCUGGCAUCGAUCACCUUCUGGCCAUGGAGUGCUUCGACGAAGUACGCAGGAAGGGUGGCAAGGUCGUAUCCUUCGUGUCCUACUGUGGUGGGCUGCCGGCGCCGGAACACGCCAACAACCCGCUUCGAUACAAGAUCAGCUGGAAUCCACGAAGUGCCUUUGUCAACUGCAUGGGACCGGCUCGAUAUCUCGAAAACGGCAAGGAGGUGGAAAUACCACCCGGUAGUCUGCUGGACAACGCCCAUCGCGUUCCCUUCCUGCCGGGCUUCAACCUUGAGGGAUACCCGAACAGAGACUCGCUCGUCUACAAGAGCACCUACGGAAUCAACAACGCCCACACCGUGCUUCGCGGUACGCUCAGAUACAAGGGAUUCUCAAGCGCCAUGAAAGGGCUUCAGCUUCUCGGACUUCUGGGCACCGAUCCUCACCCCAGCCUGCACCCGAGGGGACCGGAGAUCACCUGGCGCCUGUUCAUGACGACGCUGAUGGGCCAGCCGGACAACCUGCUCACCUCCAACAUCAAGAAUCUCAUCUACGACAGGGUGGACAAGUGCGAGUUUAGGACGAAAGCCAUUGAAGAUCUGGGCCUCCUCGACGACAUACCGGUCGAGAAGAAAAACACUCCCCUGGACACGCUCAUCUUCCACCUGUCCAACAGGCUUGCAUACGAACCUGGCGAGCGGGAUAUAGUCAUCAUGAGGCACGACAUCGGGAUCCAGUGGCACGACGAAAAGAAGGAAAUGAGGCACGUGGACAUGGUCACCUACGGCGACCCCAACGGCUACUCUGCAAUGGCGAAGACCGUCGGCUAUCCAGCUGCCAUCGCUGCCAAGAUGAUUUUGCAGGGCGAGAUCCAAGCCAAGGGCAUGGUGCUUCCGUUCGCACAGGAGAUCUACGGGCCGAUGAUCCAGCGACUCAAGAACGAAGGCAUUCGAUGCUCGGAAACGACCACGAAGAACUACCCCUAGCGCGUGCAGCCGCACCGUUCCUCGCAGAGUGACGUUGGUUAAAGGUGGACUCGCACGACGUGCAACAUCGCUGAAUCAUUCCGCGGAGCGAGAGUGGCGUGGCUCAACGCAGCGCGCAAGACCACGUGACGCUCCGUCCGCGAAAUGAAUCGGCAGUUUCGUACGUCGCGUGAAUGUGCUGUCUUCGAGAAGCGUGUUCGGCUUCAAAGUGCAGUGCCGGCGUGCGACCAGGCACGAGAAGAAACGCAAUUCGUGUUCAGUCGAGACGCUUGGAACUGCGCAAGUCAUCGAAGUCGCAGCACAGUGUGACGGGUCUUCCGCAGCCUUCACUGCCCUGCUUCCAUGUACAUAGACGUUGCCGCGCUUUUUGCGCCCGGACAACGUGACCAUAUUUUUUU
This is a messenger RNA of Dermacentor silvarum, 4315 nucleotides long. It is a transcript of the gene LKRSDH, whose product is annotated as alpha-aminoadipic semialdehyde synthase, mitochondrial. The transcript has 25 exons. The record is from RefSeq and is a predicted model, not a curated record. Gene Ontology annotation, molecular function: saccharopine dehydrogenase activity. Lineage: Eukaryota; Metazoa; Arthropoda; Arachnida; Ixodida; Ixodidae. Bases 999 to 3917 code for a protein of 972 amino acids. Gene Ontology annotation, cellular component: cytoplasm.